Synchiropus splendidus (mandarinfish) is the source of this 3987-nucleotide messenger RNA. Its product is annotated as myelin-associated glycoprotein-like. Bases 2012 to 3778 code for a protein of 588 amino acids. The record is from RefSeq and is a predicted model, not a curated record. Lineage: Eukaryota; Metazoa; Chordata; Actinopteri; Syngnathiformes; Callionymidae. The transcript has 12 exons.
CUUGUUGAUCUGAGCUCUGUGGUAAGUGGGUUUUCAAACUUCUAACAUUGUUCUGGACAAGGAAGCCAGUAGCUAGUACAGAAACCUGUUUUAAUAUUGCAGAAAUUAAACCAUAUUUUUUUGUAUAAUGUAAGUGUUGGAACAAGAGAGAUCAAUAAAGUGCAGAGUUAAUAUGAGUGGGACGUGACUCUCUACGUGCUUCAUCUCACACAGAGCACAUAACUUGUGAAAAUGGAACAUUAAUGAACAACAGGUGGACGUACAAAGUUGCUUGAGUCAAAGUCCUUUUGAAAGACUUUAGUGUGAGUGACAAGACAAGAUAGACCUUUAUUUGUCUUUGACAAAGAAAUGAAGUGCAGUCCUUUAUCACGAGUAAAAUGCCACUGUUGAAUCCGAAAGUUUCAAACAUGUAAACAUCAAAUUUCCCAGGGUUUGCUGGGAUCUUGAAUGGCUCUAGAUGUGAGCUGAAUUCCUGAAAGCAUUUUGGACCAGGAUUGCUUUGUCUGCAGUCGUUUUCUUCCUGUUUCACCAAUACUUCAGGUACAGACUGAACAGAGGGCUGCAGUAGUGAGUAGUUGCAUUCUUCAUCCAAACCCAGUCAGGAGACAGAAGAGGAGGAAAGACAACAGCGUCUUCACAGACCGCAGUAAAAAGCAGAAGCAGAGCUCUUGAGCGCUACAAACCUGAGCAGAAGAGAAUUUGCUUCAGAGUCAGGGUUGUUCUUCUGGCCUUGCACAGAUUUUAACUUGGCGAGGAUGAAGAGUGUCGUGAUGAUCAUUCUCACGUCUGCUCUGGUUCAAGAAAUCAAUCCAUAUUCUCACUGAAUGAUCAGACUGAGUAUAUGUCAGCAGCAGAACAGGAAAUCAGCAGUGUGAAAUGGAAUGCAUAAUCAUGAUGGUGGUUUACCAUCGACCAUAGUUGCUGUCACAUAACCAAAGUUUGCUCAGGUCUGUGCCCUAGUAGUCACAAAAAAGGAGCAAUGCCCUCCUCCAACAAACCCACUCAGCUGAGAACUGACUUCCGUCAGUUGUGUGGUGGAUUCUUCACUUGUUGAUCUGAGCUCUGUGGUAAGUGGGUUUUCAAACUUCUAACAUUGUUCUGGACAAGGAAGCCAGUAGCUAGUACAGAAACCUGUUUUAAUAUUGCAGAAAUUAAACCAUUUUUUUUUGUAUAAUGUAAGUGUUGGAACAAGAGAGAUCAAUAAAGUGCAGAGUUAAUAUGAGUGGGACGUGACUCUCUACAUGCUUCUUCUCACACAGAGCACAUAACUUGGGAAAAUGGAACAUUAAUGAACAAGUGGACGUACAAACUUGCUUGAGUCAAAGUCCUUUUGAAAGACUUUCAUGCGAGUGUCCAGUGACGAGACAAGAUAGACCUUUAUUUGUGUUUGACAAAGAAAUGAAGUGCAGUCCUUUAUCACUAGUAAAAUGCCACUGUUGAAUCCUAAAGUUUCAAACAUGUAAACAUCAAAUUUCCCAGGGUUUGCUGGGAUCUUGAAUGGCUCUAGAUGUGAGCUGAAUUCCUGAAAGCAUUUUUGACCAGGAUUGCUUUGUCUGCAGUCGUUUUCUUCCUGUUUCACCAAUACUUCAGGUACAGACUGAACAGAGGGCUGCAGUAGUGAGUAGUUGCAUUCUUCAUCCAAACCCAGUCAGGAUACAGAAGAGGAGAAAAGACAACAGCGUCUUCACAGACCGCAGUAAAAAGCAGAAGCAGAGCUCUUGAGUGCUACAAACCUGAGCAGAAGAGAAUUUGCUUCAGAGUCAGGGUUGUUCUUCUGGCCUUGCACAGUAAGUUCUUUUCACUAUUCACACUUGAGAACCUGGGAACUAGUACAGAAAGAGCUGUUCACACUGGACAAAUCAAACUCAGUGUAUUUAGUCCAAUGAAGUACAGCAGUGAAGUACACUGACCUCACGACUGUCUUCUCCUGUUACAUUGUGAGGCAUGUUUGGACUGAACUACUGUGGAAGAUGUUCUGUCUGUUUCUUUGAAGGAUUUUAACUUGGCGAGGAUGAAGAGUGUCGUGAUGAUCAUUCUCACGUCUGCUCUGGUUCAAGGUUUAAAGGAAACCUGUACACACGGAGACUUCUGUGUCACUUUAGAUGAUGGAGUCAUAACUGCAGAGAGUGGACUCUGUGUGGAGAUUCCAUGCUCCUUCAAGACUCCUCAGAACUUCACUCCUCAACACAUGCUUUGGUUCAGAUGUGUACGACAAGGUCAAGACAGGUGCGACUAUUCAUCAGACCCGAUCUACUCCACUGACAGCAGCUCAGCCAUCAGGGAAGGAUUUGAAGGACGAGUGUCACUGUUGGAGUCUGAUGUGAGUCAGAGGAAGUGCAGCAUCAUCAUCAGCAACCUCUCACCGUCAGAUUCUGGAUGGUACCAGGUCAGAGUGACCAGCAAAGAUAAUGGAUACACAUAUUGGACGAAGCAAGAGAUUUCUGUCAGAGGUCUGAGGCAAAAGCCCAUCCUGGCUGUCCCCCCACUGAAAGAGGGUCAGCUGACAGCACUGACCUGCACUGCUCCUGGACUCUGCUCCGGAUCUGAGCCCACUAUUAGCUGGAAGUGGGAAGGCAAAGGGAAGAGUCCACACCUGGUUGGAGGAAACAUCACAGCUCAGAAGCGUGUUUCUCUUGGUGCUGUGAGGAGACAGUACAGCUCCACUCUGAUAUUCAGCGCUUCUUCUGAGCACCACAGCAGCACCAUCACCUGCACUGUUGUCUUCAAACACAGUGGGAGCACAGAGGCGAAAAAGACUCUUGCAGUGCAGUACCUGAAGAGCGUCACCAUCACUGGACAAACUCUUGUGAGGCAGGGUGAGACUUUGUCUCUGCACUGUGCUGCUGACAGUUUCCCUCCGGUUCUGGUCCAAUGGACCAAAGGGAAGACGUCAGAAGCUCUGGCUCGCAGCACUGGAGAAGCUGCCUUGAUGAUCCCAGCCGUGACUAAAGAGCAUUCUGGGCCGUACAGAUGCACUGCAGAACAAGGAAGUAAACAAGUGAUGGAGGAGGUCCACGUUAAAGUCAAGUACGUGAGGACACCCAUCAUUUUGGGGAACACAGAUGUAAAGAAGGGCAGAGCUCUAAAUCUGACCUGUGCUUCUGAAAGUUAUCCUGAAUCUGUCAUCACCAUGAAGAAGGAAGAGAGGAGAGAGAAAACCAUCUCUUUCCAGGCCACUAACACCAACACUGUGUCAGUUUUGAUCCCAAAUGUGACGACAGAAGAUUCAGGACGUUACAUCUGUGAAGCCAGAUAUGAGAUGGAGACACUGACCACAUCCGUGAAUGUGACUGUGACCUGGUUUGCUGGGAUCUUGAAAGGCUCUAGAUGUGAGCGGGACUCAGCAGCUCUCACUUGUGUCUGUGGCAGUCAGGGCCACCCCUUACCCUCCAUCUCCUGGCUGCUGCUGACCAACCACAGUGACUCUCACAUCCAGACCAACGUAUCAGGAGAUGAAAUCUGGAGCAGCUUCAGUGUGAAAGAUGGCCACAGUGUGAAGACUGCUGUGUGUGUUGUCACUCAUGAGAACGGAGAAACAAAGGAGGAACUUCCUGUUCUGAAUCAUGAGAGUUUUUUGACCAAGUUUUUGAAACUGGAAUUCCUGAUAACAUUUUUGACCAGGAUUGUUUUGUCUGCAGUCAUUUUCUUCCUGUUUCACCAAUACUUCAGUAAAAAAGAGUUUGGAAGGCCCGAAGAAACGGCUGAGAUGGAGAACAUGGCAGAUGAUCCACAGACAGAUGACGAUUAUGAGCAGGUGGACAUUGAACUGGAGGAAUGAGGCCCAGAACCUGAACAUGGAGAGGGAGAGAAGCAGAUGAGAACCUGGACAACAGAGGGCUCAAAUAUAUAUCCAUCAGAUGUUGGAGGGACUGAGGUCAUUUAUGACGACAUCUGAUGCUUCCUAUCGAUGCAGAAUUGCUGUGCUCAUCCAACCAGCUGUUAAACUAUCACCAUGUAUGCAAAGAGUAUCAGGCUGGUGGUCAUAAU